CCACCCCCGUCCAUGUAAACAGAGGCCGUGUUGGAGGCUGUGCAGCCUGGCUCCAGUUACUUUCGACCCUAAGUGUAACUUCUGCGAGUAUAAAACUUUAGAAUUAGCUGUUUAAAAUAUUAGAAGAAGAAGCUCAUCUGAAGAAGGUGGUAGAGGUGGAGUGUGGGCCGCCAUGUCGAAGAAACGUAGCAAGGAAAUCAUGAAGUUGGACCUCUAUGAAAUUCUGGAGAUUCCUAUACACUCAGAGGAGAAGGAGAUAAAGAAGUCGUAUAGAAAAAAAGCUCUUAAAUGUCAUCCAGAUAAAAAUCCUGAUAACCCAGAUGCUGCUGAUGAAUUUGACAAACUAAAGAAAAUUCUUGAGAUUUUGUUAGAUCCAGGAACACGUAAAGCAUAUGACAAGGUCCUCAAGAGUCGUAAGGCGGCAGCUAUUAGAGCCAGUGAAGUUGAUGCCAGAACACAGAAGUUAAGAUCAGAUUUGGAGGUACGGGAAAGACGUGCUCAACGCACUAGGGAACAGCUGGAGAUAUCAGAGGAGGAAAAACUUCGACGUGAAUUAAAAAGAUUGGAAGAGGAAGGUGAACGGCUUAUUUCAGAGGAAUUGGAUCGAGUAAAUAGACAGGUUGAGGAAGAGCUUUCUCGAGCUUCGUCUAAAGUGUCUAAGAGCGGUGAACCCCCGGUUUCGGACACACAGGGUCAUAAGAUAAAAGUUAAGUGGGUGUCGACAGAUGACUGGCCUGGAUACACCGAGCAAGAAAUCAACCAACUCUUCUAUAAGUGGGGAGACAUCAAUGCUCUUGUGAUGAAACAGAAAAAUAAAAGAGGAACAGCAUUAAUAGACUACAAGACCAAAAAUGCAGCAGAUAUGGCGGUGCAAUUUGAGAAAGGUCAAAUUGGCAAACCGGUAGAAGUUUCACGCAUACGAGAGGCCCCUCAGAAGAAACCUCAUGUUCCCAAAAAUUCUGAUAAGGAAGAAGAAUCUAAGGAAAAAUCAAAUUUAGAUUAUGAAUCUAUAGCAGCCAUGAAUCAGCGGAGACAAGAGGAACGUAGAAGAUUAAUUGAAGAAAUUAUGAGAGAAGAGGGAUUGACAAAAUGAACUUGCCAAAGAAUAUUUUUUAAAGUCAAACCAGUUAAAUGUUUCUCAACAUUCUGUAUUAAUACACAAAUUGAUUGCUUUUGAUGAAAAUUAUCUUUUUAUAAAUAAUUUUAAUCUGU
This is a messenger RNA of Procambarus clarkii (red swamp crayfish), 1212 nucleotides long. RefSeq names its product dnaJ homolog subfamily C member 17. Gene Ontology annotation, cellular component: spliceosomal complex. NCBI's taxonomy places the organism in Eukaryota, Metazoa, Arthropoda, Malacostraca, Decapoda, Cambaridae. Gene Ontology annotation, biological process: spliceosomal complex disassembly. Gene Ontology annotation, molecular function: RNA binding. The record is from RefSeq and is a predicted model, not a curated record.